UCAGAUCAGACGCCAUCACACUGCUCUGACCGUCUACUGAACAAGUCUGUUGUGGUAUAUUUGAAGUACAUUACUUGUGGUGAGGGAGCAGAGAUGAGCAUGGCUUCAGGGGGGUCUGUAGCUGUCGCUGAGUUGAGGAUAGUGCUACUGGGAGGUAGGGGUCUUGGAGGGAGACAGGACUGCUCUAAGAGCUCUGUGGGCAACCUUCUCCUGAGAGGAGAUGUCUUUGAGACGGGAGCCAGAAAUGCUAAGAACGUCCUGAGACAACAGGAAGUGUGGGGCAGGAAGCUGACGGUGGUGGAUACUCCAGGCUGUAUGUGGCCCUGUCCGCUGUCUCUGACACCUCAGCUGGACCAACAGGAACUACAGCGGAACGUGUACCUCUGUCCUCCAGGACCCCACGCCUUCCUCCUCAUCAUCCCAGUGGAAUGUCCCUUCGAUGCGGAACACAGAGCUGCCCUGGAGGAACACCUGAGCUCUCUGUUCAGUAAACAGGUCUGGAGACACAUUAUCAUAGUCAUCACAGCAGAGGCUCCACUACUCUCCACGUCUCUGCAAGAGCUAAUCAGAGGACAGCCUGUUAUCCAGCAGCUUGUCCGGAAAGCUGGAGGCCGCUGUCAUUUUCUGGACAUUGGGAACCGUGGUGAUGGCACUCAGAUCAUAGGGCUGCUGGAGAAAAUAGACAAGAUGGUGGCAGGAAACAGAGGAGGCCACUACAUGGUUGAGAAAGGGGGGUUUUAUAAACUGGGGGAGAAGAUGAGAUGUAUCAAGAAAAGAGCUGAAGAGAGGAUCAGUGAAGUACAGAGUCAAAGAUCUAGACUCCGCAGUCAAAUAGAUGAAUCCAAAAGGCUGUCCGACAUGAGGAUUGUGCUAACAGGCAGCCACCUGGCUGGGAAGAGCAGAGCAGCAAACAUCAUCCUGGGGAGAGAAGCGUUUGAGGUUGGGUGUACACGAACGGCAAGCAGUGAGAGAGCCCGCGGUGUCGCAUCAGGAAGAAAUCUGGAGGUGGUCGACUCUCCAGGUUGGUUCUAUAGAAACACCCUGGAAGAAACCCCCAAGCUGGACAAGCUGGAAAUCCAAUGCAGUGUGAUACUCUGUCCUCCUGGUCCCCACGCUGUGCUGCUGGUGGUUCCCCUGGACACGGGCUUCCCAGAGUGCAGCAGGGUAGCUGUGGAGCAGCACAUGGACCUGUUCACUGAGAAGGUCUGGAGCCACACUAUGAUGCUGUUCACACAUGGAGACAAGAUAAGAGGCACUACCGUUGAGCAGCACAUCGAGAGCGAAGGACAGCCUCUCCAGUGGCUUGUUGAGAAAUGUGGGAACAGGUAUCACGUCCUCGACGGUUUAAGCAGAGAGGAUGGCUCUCAGGUCUCAGAGCUGCUGGACAAGAUAGAGGAGAUGGUGGCGGGAAACGGAGGAGGCUAUUAUGAGACCGACAGAGAUGUUUCAAAGGUGUUACGGCAGGCCGAGAGAGAGGUGGAUAGAGGAGCAGAGAUUACCAUGAGGGCGGUUAAUCGGCAAAGAACAUUACUAAGGGCUUUAUUUGAAGGAGAAGACCUUAAGCAGACAGAGCUAAGGAUGCUGCUGCUGGGCAGAAGCAAUACUGGGAAGAGUGUUGCUGCCAAUAUGAUACUGAAAGAUGCAGUGUUGGACACAGCUUUACCAAAGGAGUUUGGUGCUGAGAGGAAACCAACCCUGUAUGUGAUGAGACAGAGACAGAUGGCUGAGAGGAACCUGAAGGUGAUAGAAUCCCCCGGCUGGGACACUGACUCCUCAGAGCAGCUCAGAGAGCAUGGACUUAGCCUGUGUUCCCCCGGCCCUCACGUCUUCCUCCUGGUGGUUCCACUCUCUUCUUCCUUCUCUGAGAGAGACAGGAGGGCUCUGGAGGAGCACAUGAAGGUUCUCGGGGAGAGGGUGUGGAGAUACACCCUAGUUCUGUUCACCUGGGGCUACUGGCUAGGGGACAGGGCUAUUGAGCAGCACAUCCAGGGAGAAGGGGAAGCCCUCCAAUGGCUGGUGGAGAAAUGUGGUCACAGGUACCAUGUUCUUCAGAACACAGAAGACAUCGCUGAUGUCACCGUGCUGAUAGAGAAGAUAGAGGAAAUGACCAGGAGAAACAUGGGCCACUUUGCGGUGCUCAGUGUUGAAGAUAUUUCAGCAGACAUGAGCAACAGAAACACAGACUUAAGACGUCGACGGUCUGUGUUAAAUAAACUCGUAACAAAAGUGGAUAAGUUGAGCGACAGAGAGAAAGCGUGGAAGAGUAAAGAGGUGGAGUGGGCGAACAAGGAGGAGGAGUGGAGAAGGAGAGAAGAGGAGUGCAAGAGGAGGGAGGAGGAUCUAAUAGACCGGAUGUUGAAGGUUGUGCUGACCGAGCCAGAGGAGCCAUUACUGCCUAUGAGGAGGAGGAGGGGCAGCCUAGAACACAUACCCCCCAGUAUGAGCGGAGGGGCACCGUCAGAGGACGGGAGCUCCUACUUGUACUGUGUCUACGGGGCAGGAGGCAAGGUGUCCGACUGGCUGAUGAGGAGACAUGCUCUAGCCUGCACAUCAGGGUACGGGUCAGUGAGUGGAGACGCCUUCUCCUCAGAGUACUCCUACUAUGAAGAAGGGCAGUCACCUGAAUGUGACAGCGGAGUGGCACCGUCAGAGGACGGGAGCUCCUACUUGUACUGUGUCUACGGGGCAGGAGGCAAAAUGUCCGACUGGCUGAUGAGGAGACAUGCUCUAGCCUGCACAUCAGGGUACGGGUCAGUGAGUGGAGAUGCCUUCUCCUCAGAGUACUCCUACUAUGAAGAAGGGCAGUCACCUGAAUGUGACAGCUCAUCAUUAUAUGAUACCUGCAUCAGCGAAGCCGACCACGCAUACCCGACAACACCCAGAGUCACCGCGGAACAAGAACACUGGUUGGUUUUUGAGGGCGAGCACAUUUAUGAGAAGGUAGACAGAGAUAAAUAAAAAGAGAGAUACGUGGAUUUGCUUUUUAGAACAAAGUACAGGAGGAGGGUUUGUGUUGUAUUGUGACUACUGUAUCCAAUGUUAUCAAGUUCAGGUUACAUUAUUUUAAGGAUUUGGUUUGCAGAAAGAUGAGGCAUCCAUCAUGAUACACAUUAGAGUCAACACAGACAGUAGACGACAGACAUUAUGAAAGUACUCAAGGUUCAAAUCAUCUCAAGGUGUUGAUACACCUUGUUAGUCUGAGUGAUGGUUGCUGGAGCAAAGCUAUUUUUAUACUUACUUUAUACCUUUAUACGGCACUUAGGAAUGAUUGGCUGGACCUGAUGUUAGUUUCCUCCAGGAUCACAAUGACUCUUAUUGAGAGACUUGUUGCUCUUGUUGGUUUGUUGUAACUGUCUUAAAAUGAUUGUACUCACUGUGAAAUAUAUUAUUGUUGCUUGCUUUUUCCACAGGUACACUGUUGCACUUUUGAGGUUCUUGCCUUUUAAUUGUAACUUUUCUAACUACAUGCUCUUAUUGUUCUUCCAUUUGGGACUUAUUUGGUUUUCACAAUGUAUGCUUCAUGUUUGGCUACCCGCAAUGUUUGAGGCUAUCUCGUUGUUAUGAUCAGUGACCUAUGCACUUUGUAAAACUCUCUCUUGGAAGUCACUUUGGAUAAAAGAGUCUGCUAAAUGCAUAAAUGUAAUGUAAUGUAUACCUAAUUUUCACUGUAAUUACAAAAUAUAUUUUAUCC
Molecule: messenger RNA, 3691 nt
Organism: Osmerus eperlanus (European smelt)
Lineage: Eukaryota; Metazoa; Chordata; Actinopteri; Osmeriformes; Osmeridae
Product: GTPase IMAP family member 8-like
Exons: 7
Coding region: 94-2958 (954 amino acids)
Molecular function (GO): GTP binding
Source: RefSeq, a predicted model, not a curated record